Molecule: messenger RNA, 1104 nt
Organism: Strongylocentrotus purpuratus (purple sea urchin)
Lineage: Eukaryota; Metazoa; Echinodermata; Echinoidea; Camarodonta; Strongylocentrotidae
Product: amiloride-sensitive sodium channel subunit alpha-like
Exons: 5
Coding region: 1-1104 (367 amino acids)
Biological process (GO): sodium ion transmembrane transport
Cellular component (GO): membrane
Molecular function (GO): ligand-gated sodium channel activity
Source: RefSeq, a predicted model, not a curated record
AUGGGGAACAUUGAGAAGGAGAAACUUAACGAACUCGACGACGACACCGUGGUGGGGGCUGUGCGCGUUUUCAGCAACGAGACCACGCUACACGGGAUAAGAUACCUCAUCGGUCGUGGGCAUCUUCUUAUUCGUCUCUGCUGGUUAGCUAUCGUCGUUCUCGCUUUCGCCCUCCUCGUCAUGCAGGCGCAGAUUGUUUACCAAGAUUUCCGGAGCUCACCGUACUCGACCAAGAUCGACAUCGUUUCGGAGGUCGUAAAAACCUUCCCGGCAGUCACGGUGUGCAACGACAAUAAGAUACGGAGAUCGCAGCUUUACAACACGAAGUAUGAAGGCCUGAUCGACAUUGAUGACGGUGGUAGGUCGACGGAAGGGAGAAGCAGCACCAGGGACAAAUCAUCGGACAAUGUAUGGGCUUCGGUGAAAGAUGACUACGACUGGCAGGGCUUCUACUCGGCAUCGAGCGCCGACGACUUCAGCGACUUCAUCAACGUGGUCAAUCCAACCAAGGCCGAGCUCAAUGACUAUGGACACACACUUGAAGACUUCGUGAUCCAGUGCACUUACAAUCAGAAGUCGUGUAAUAUGAGCGCGGACUUUACGGUGUUACAGAAUCGGCACUACGGGAACUGUUUCACUUUCAAUUUUGGGGAUGGAGAUGACGAACCCCCAAGGGUGACCAGCAAGACCGGAGCUCUAAGUGGUAAUGUUGAAUGUUGUGGUUUACAUCUCAGUCUUAUGGUUGACGAAGAGGAGUAUAUGGGGCUUUUGGCGCCGAACCGAGGGGCAAUGGUCGUCAUCCAUGCUCCUAAUACGGUUCCAUUUCCCGAGGAUGACGGUAUCAACCUUGAGACUGGGAGCGCCAUCUCUAUCGGGAUACGAGAGGAAGUCAUACAGCGCCUUCCCAAGUUUUCCCAGUGCGUGGUUGAUAGGAAGAUUGGAACCAAUACUUCAAUCUCAGGGACCAAUUACACCGUACGCUGCUGUCUCAAGAUAUGUUACCAGCAAAGCCUGUUAGAAAGAUGUAGUUGUGUGGAUGAUAUACUCCUCCUCGACUACAGACAAUGCAGUGUUACCAACAAAAGUGAAGGUAAGUUCAACUGA